This is a messenger RNA of Psammomys obesus (fat sand rat), 1556 nucleotides long. RefSeq names its product osteoclast stimulating factor 1 (gene Ostf1). The record is from RefSeq and is a predicted model, not a curated record. NCBI's taxonomy places the organism in Eukaryota, Metazoa, Chordata, Mammalia, Rodentia, Muridae. The transcript is spliced from 13 exons. Gene Ontology annotation, molecular function: protein binding. The coding region runs from base 1 to 1101 and encodes 366 amino acids. Gene Ontology annotation, biological process: signal transduction.
AUGAGCGGUUACGAUCACUUUAUUACUAAGAGCACGGAAAUUAUCUGGAUACUUUCUAAUUUAAACUUUGAUCUUGUUGGACGCAAUCAGGUUCCGGGUCCGGCGCAGGAGCCUCUGGAACGUCCCCAGGCCUUCGGCGAGUUUUCGCAGCGGGCAUCCACACCUAGCAGGGCCCGGGGGCGUGGUCGCCGCCAGGCUCCUCCCCCAAGGCGGAGGGCGGGGCCCCGCGCUCCGGAGUGGGCUGGACCUCCGAGGCUCUCCGCAGCCAAUCAGCGGCCGGCGAGGCGCGGCCACUUCCUGGUGGGAAGGCAGGGCUGUCUGCGGAGCUCGCUGGUCCGAGCGUCCCGCACCGGCAGCGCGCGGGUCCCGAACGUCCGCGGCCAGCGCAGUGUGGCGCCCGGUUCCCGUCUGCGUGUGGGGCUCCCGCGGCCGAGCCUGGCCGCUCCGCGUAGCGCCAUGUCCAAGCCUCCUCCCAAACCGGUCAAACCAGGGCAAGUUAAAGUCUUCAGAGCUCUGUACACAUUCGAACCCAGGACUCCAGAUGAAUUGUACUUCGAAGAAGGAGAUAUUAUCUACAUCACUGACAUGAGUGAUACCAACUGGUGGAAAGGGACAUGCAAAGGCAGAACAGGACUGAUCCCGAGCAACUAUGUGGCUGAGCAAGCAGAAUCCAUUGACAAUCCAUUGCAUGAGGCUGCAAAAAGAGGCAACUUGAGCUGGUUGAGGGAGUGCUUGGACAACCGAGUGGGUGUGAAUGGCCUGGACAAAGCUGGAAGCACAGCCCUGUACUGGGCCUGCCACGGGGGCCACAAAGACAUAGUGGAGGUUCUGUUUACUCAACCGAAUGUGGAGCUGAACCAGCAGAACAAGCUGGGAGAUACUGCUCUGCAUGCAGCGGCCUGGAAGGGUUAUGCAGACAUUGUUCAGUUGCUACUGGAAAAAGGUGCGAGGACAGACUUGAGAAACAAUGAGAAGAAGCUGGCCUUGGACAUGGCCACCAACGCUGCCUGUGCAUCACUCCUGAAAAAGAAGCAGGGAACAGGUGGGGUUCGAACGUUAAGCAACGCUGAGGACUACCUUGAUGAUGAAGACUCAGACUGAUUCCUCCUGGAGCUCCUUUGAUGCCUAAACUUUUUUUUGCUUUUGCCAUUCCACAACCUUGGUUGUUUUGCCAGAAGAGUAUUGAUGUGUGUCCUUUUUAUAGUCUGUGUGAACGCGGCACUGCUGCACUGUGGCUGUGAGUCGGCACGUGCAUGGGUGGGUCUCACCUGUGGCUUGCCAACCAGUGACGAGAUACUUCGCUGUAAACAAUACAUAUAUGCUCACCAGGGUAAAACAAAACAAAAAGAUUAUUUCUAUUUAUCAAGCUAAAGAAAUUUUAAUACUUUUUCUUUUAAAAAAAUCAGAUUUUUUUUAAGUCUUUACCUCAAGGAAUGGGAUGUUUUGAGUGGGUUUUUCAAGGGGGAAAUGGGGGAAAUGCUUAUUAUAAUAGACCAAAAUUCUGAUAGAAAAUUGUCAGCUCUUCUGACAAAAAAUAAACAGUUAAAGAGACUUUA